ACAUUUUUUUUUCCUGUUGCCCUCACUGAACCGCAUUGCUAAACUGAGAACUUUACAGUUUACACAUUUGUUCACUUUAAAGUCGUCCUCCGGGUCACAGAAAACGCGUAUGUUCAGAAGAUAGUGGAGAAACUCGUGUAAACAAAAGUGAAGCUCAGUCACGGCUGUUUUCAGGGUUACUUGUCGAGAGGUUAGGUUGUUUGUGACUGGCUAACAUCUCCAGCGCUUAAGUUACUCCCACGUUUUAGGCGGAGCGUUUGCCCUUCUUUUCGAUUUUAAGUGUGUUUUCAGUUUAGUGUUACACAGUCAGAGGUUGAACUCUAUGUGGUGAACAUUCCACCAAGAGCUUUAUUUUCAACGUGAUAACUUAAACGGUUUAAACAAAAGGCGCUAUUUUGUAUAGGGGUCCUAACCAAUAUCCACGUUGCUUCCAUAUGCAACAUGCCUAUUAGGCGUUUUGGGGGUCACAGAUCUUUAGUCUCUCAAACACCGAAAUUGUCGUAUGGUUAUCCCAAAAUGAACGUUUCCAGAAGUGGCUACCGUGUUUUUUCUGCCAAUUCCAGCGUCGCCUGCACCGAGUUGGCCAGGAAGAUAACGGAACGCCUAGGUGUGGAAUUGGGCAAGUCGGUGGUUUAUCAAGAGUCAAAUUCAGAGACCAGGGUUGAUGUGAAAGAGUCUGUUCGUGGACAAGACAUCUUCAUCAUACUGACCAUUCCCAGAGAUGUGAACACUGCAAUCAUGGAACUUCUGGUUAUGGCUUAUGCCUUGAAAACCUCCUGUGCCAAGAACAUCAUUGGCGUCAUUCCCUACUUUCCGUACAGUAAACAGUGUAAGAUGAGGAAGAGAGGAUCCAUUGUCUGCAAGCUGCUUUCAUCUAUGUUGGCUAAAGCUGGACUAACACACAUCAUCACCAUGGACCUCCAUCAAAAAGAAAUCCAGGGCUUCUUCAGUUUCCCCGUCGACAACCUGAGAGCCUCGCCUUUCCUAAUCCAGUACAUCCAAGAAGAGAUUCCAGACUACAGGAAUGCUGUAAUUGUUGCAAAAUCCCCAUCAGCUGCCAAGAGAGCCCAGUCCUACGCUGAGAGGCUGCGGCUCGGACUGGCCGUGCUGCACGGGGAGGCACAUCAUUCAGAGUCAGACAUGACCGAUGGUCGACACUCGCCCCCUUUGAGCCGCACCACUUCAGGACACACUGGCCUGGAGCUGCCGUUGAUGAUGGCAAAGGAGAAGCCACCUAUCACGGUUGUCGGAGACGUGGGAGGGAGGAUUGCCAUCAUUGUUGAUGACAUGAUAGACGAUGUGAGUGAGUUUGUUGCAGCAGCAGAAAUCCUGAAGGAGAGAGGGGCCUAUAAGAUCUACAUCAUGGCUACGCACGGUCUGCUCUCUGCAGAGGCACCGAGAUUAAUCGAGGAGUCAGCAAUAGAUGAGGUGGUGGUGACCAACACUGUUCCUCACGAGGUUCAGAAGCUGCAGUGUCCAAAAAUCAAAACCGUGGACGUCAGCAUGAUCCUCGCCGAGGCCAUUCGCCGCAUCCACAACGGCGAGUCCAUGGCUUACCUGUUCCGCAACAUUGCAGUGGACGACUGAGGCGGCCUCGCUGUUGCCAUCGCUUUCCUGCAAACAGGUGACCGAGCUCACACAGACGGGACCAAGUGUCCAGGCUGUAGUAUUAUCUGCUGAAUAGUUGUACUGUUUUGCUGGUGGAUGAACCUUCUGUAUUGGCUACAGUGUAUGUUACAUAUGAAACAAUAUAAGCUGAACUUCCUCUAAUGUUACAGUGGGGACGUGUACUCAGUGUGUACUCCCACCAUUUAUAAAACAAUGCAACUUGUGUUACUUAUUACAAAUAAAACAGUUACACAGUG
This is a messenger RNA of Cynoglossus semilaevis (tongue sole), 1865 nucleotides long. Its product is annotated as phosphoribosyl pyrophosphate synthase-associated protein 1-like. Gene Ontology annotation, molecular function: ATP binding; ribose phosphate diphosphokinase activity; magnesium ion binding. The transcript is spliced from 10 exons. Bases 442 to 1587 code for a protein of 381 amino acids. Gene Ontology annotation, biological process: 5-phosphoribose 1-diphosphate biosynthetic process; purine nucleotide biosynthetic process. The record is from RefSeq and is a predicted model, not a curated record. Gene Ontology annotation, cellular component: ribose phosphate diphosphokinase complex; cytoplasm. NCBI's taxonomy places the organism in Eukaryota, Metazoa, Chordata, Actinopteri, Pleuronectiformes, Cynoglossidae.